This is a messenger RNA of Beta vulgaris subsp. vulgaris (sugar beet), 309 nucleotides long. RefSeq lists its product as uncharacterized. Bases 1 to 309 code for a protein of 102 amino acids. NCBI's taxonomy places the organism in Eukaryota, Viridiplantae, Streptophyta, Magnoliopsida, Caryophyllales, Amaranthaceae. The transcript has a single exon. The record is from RefSeq and is a predicted model, not a curated record.
AUGACUCGUCUAGAUAUUGCUUAUGAUGUUAAUAUAGCGUCUCAGUUUAUACAUGCUCCUCGUACUACUGACCUUCAUGGUGUGAAAAGAAUUUUCAGAUAUCAGCAAGACACUUUGACUUUUGGUCUGUUCUUACAUAGCAGCAGUGCUCCUACUGCUGUUAUUGCCUAUUCGGAUGAAGAUUGGGUUGUUUGUCCUAAUACUCGUCAUUCUAUUAUUGGUUAUGAUGUCUUCCUUGGGAAGAAUUUGAUUUCCUGGAGCUCGAAAAAACAACCCAUUGUUUCCAAAUUCUCCACUGAACGAAGCUGA